CAACUCGUCAUUUUGGUAAAAGGUAAAAUAGUAACUAACUGUCCGUSUAUCUAAUCACUAGUCGACUACACAAAUUUUACGUUUUGUAUUUGUUUAAACAUUAAAGUAUUUUCACAUUUUAGAAGUUAAAUUCAAAUUACARUCCUUAAAUAUGGAUACAAUUAUUGAUAGAGGAGCACCAAAAGCUCGUAACUUCGAACCAUAUGCAAGUAAUGGAGGUUCAAUUGUUGCCAUUAGUGGUAAGGAUUUUGCAAUUGUUGCUUCUGACACUCGUCUUAGUGAAGGAUAUAUGAUUUAUACACGUAAACAAUCAAAGCUAUUCCAAUUGUCUGACAAAUCGGUUCUUGGAUGCACAGGGUGUUGGUGUGACACAUUAUCAUUGACUAAUAUUAUUCAGUCUCAAUUGAAGUCAUAUUUGUAUGAUCAUAACACAGUAAUGCAGCCUAAUUCUAUUGCCCAAUUGCUAUCUACUCUGUUGUACAGCAGACGUUUCUUCCCGUACUAUGUGUACAAUGUACUAGCUGGACUUGAUAACAAUGGUGAAGGUUGUUUGUACAGUUAUGAUCCUGUAGGUCAUUGUGAAAAAGUGAAUUACACUGCUGGUGGCAGUUCUGGUGUUCUCAUGCAACCUUUUUUGGAUAGUUGGGUAAGUUACAAUUUAAGUUCAAUAUACCUUUAUUGGAAAUGCUUACUUUUGGAAAAUUAAGCUGUUAUAUUAUAU
Molecule: messenger RNA, 721 nt
Organism: Diuraphis noxia (Russian wheat aphid)
Lineage: Eukaryota; Metazoa; Arthropoda; Insecta; Hemiptera; Aphididae
Gene: Prosbeta6
Product: proteasome beta6 subunit
Cellular component (GO): nucleus; proteasome core complex; cytoplasm
Source: RefSeq, a predicted model, not a curated record